CUUUAUUUUACUAGGUUUACUGUGUAAUAUGUCUUCCAGUUUGAGAUUGUAUGCAUCAAGAGCAAUUUUAAGGAGCAUUCAGAGAUGCUAUCACAAUGAUACUGUCAACAUCAUUGGUACUUCACCAGAUAAAAACUCUCCUGAAUAUCAGGACAAUGCAGCACGGAUGUCCAAGCUUGUAUCAGAGUUACGGGAUAAGGUAGCAAAGAUUGCAGAUGGGGGAGGAGAGAAGGCAGUUGCACGGCAUGUCAGUAAAGGUAAGCUGGUGGCCCGAGACAGGAUAGACGUUUUAUUGGACCCCAGCACUCCGUUCCUCGAGCUCUCCCAGCUUGCUGGCUAUGACAUGUACGGCAGCGAGGAGGUGCCAGCAGGCGGCAUCAUCACUGGCAUUGGCAGGGUCAGAGGGACUGAGUGCGUGAUCGUAGCCAACGACGCGACAGUGAAGGGCGGCAGCUACUACCCCAUCACCGUCAAGAAGCACCUCAGGGCCCAGGAAAUAGCAUUAGAGAAUAACCUGCCCUGCAUUUACCUGGUGGACUCUGGCGGGGCUAAUCUCCCCAGACAGGCCGAGGUGUUCCCUGACAGGGACCAUUUCGGCAGGAUAUUCUUCAACCAAGCCACCAUGUCGGCUAAGGGAAUUGCUCAGAUCGCUGUGGUGCUGGGGUCGUGCACGGCGGGAGGCGCGUAUGUGCCCGCCAUGUCGGACGAGUCCAUCAUCGUGCGGCGGCAGGGCACCAUCUUCCUGGCGGGGCCGCCGCUCGUGGCCGCCGCCACCGGCGAGCAGAUCUCGGCCGAGGACCUCGGCGGGGCAGACCUCCACUGCAGGACGUCAGGCGUGACUGACCACUACGCCGUGGACGACACGCACGCCCUGCACCUGGCGAGGCGGGUCGUGGGCACCCUCAACAGGAACACCGCCCUGCAGCCGCCGGUGGCUGUAGAGGAGCCGGUGCACGCAGCAGAGGAGCUCUACGGCAUCAUCGGGGACAACCUCAAGAAAGUCUUCGACGUGAGGGAGGUCAUCGCAAGGGUCUUGGAUGGCUCGCAGUUUGACGAGUUUAAACAAAUGUACGGGGAGACGCUGGUGUGCGGGUUCGGGCGGCUGUUCGGUCACCGCGUGGGGGUGGUCGGCAACAACGGCGUCCUCUUCUCAGAGUCUGCACUCAAAGGCACACACUUCAUCCAGCUCUGCUGCCAGCGCAACAUCCCUCUCAUAUUCCUACAAAAUAUCACAGGGUUCAUGGUGGGGCGGGACGCGGAGGCGGGCGGCAUCGCUAAGAACGGAGCCAAGAUGGUGACGGCCGUGUCCUGCGCCAAGGUGCCUAAGCUGACCGUCAUCAUCGGAGGGUCAUACGGCGCCGGCAACUACGGCAUGUGUGGCCGUGCUUACGGGCCGCGCUUCCUGUUCAUGUGGCCGAACGCGCGCAUCAGCGUGAUGGGGGGCGAGCAGGCGGCGGGGGUCCUGGCGCAGAUCACGCGUGACCAGCGCCUCAGGGAGGGCAAGCAGUUCAGCGCCGAAGAAGAAGCGGCGCUGAAGGCUCCCAUCAUCGAGCGGUUUGAGCACGAGGGCUCGCCGUACUACUCGAGCGCCCGCCUGUGGGACGACGGCGUCAUCGAUCCCGCGGACACGCGUCCCGUGCUGGGCAUGGCGCUCUGUGCCGCCCUCAACGCCCCCCUGCCGCCCACGCGCUACGGCGUCUUCAGGAUGUAAUGGCGCCCUCAACGCCCCCCUGCCGCCGACGCGCUACGGCGUCUUCAGGAUGUAACGGCGCCCGCAACGCCCCCCUGCCGCCCACGCGCUACGGCGUCUUCAGGAUGUAACGUCGCCCUCAACGCCCCCCUGCCGCCCACGCGCUACGGCGUCUUCAGGAUGUAACGGCGCCCUCAACGCCCCCCUGCCGCCCACGCGCUUCUACAUCUUCAGGAUGUAGAAGCCCUAAUUGUAGCUCCGGAAAUUUGCCGACUGGACUCGCACUUCACUGCCGCAAGCAAAUAAAUUUUAGUAAUUUACAUGCGUUGAAUGUCGGAAAAAAGUUUGGCAAUGCCAUAUGGUUAUAAAUUAUUUUUAUUUUAUAUUUUAAGGAAUAUUUAUGUUCAUGUUUACGUUUCUGAUCAUACUAAAUUUUAUGCUGUUCCAUAGGCUAGUCAAGUGUGUUGUCUUCUAUGGGGAACCUCUCUCUGCCCAAGUCGUUUUCCGUGGUUUGAAUCCAUCCUACUGAUAGAAUAUCGUUCCCUUUAUGUUCGUGCAAGUUGACUCUAUGGAUUCAAUUGUUAUUUUAUGCAUUUAAUAAUUAAAUGGACCUGUGAAAUUUUCAAAUAACCACAAGGAUGGCACGCCUCGCGCAGCUCUGAGACCACAGCUUGUUUGCAAGUAUGGCGAGGAAGACAUGACAUACUUCUUAACUUGUACAAUAAUUGUGAAUAGCUCGUGCUUCGAUUUUAGUAAAGCUUCUGUGAUAGAAUUUAGUAGGCAUGUUUGUAUAAUGUUGAAACUAAUAAAAAUGUAAUUAAUCAUUAAAAUUGAAUUUUUCUGUGUAAA
Hyalella azteca is the source of this 2539-nucleotide messenger RNA. It is a transcript of the gene Mccc2, whose product is annotated as methylcrotonoyl-CoA carboxylase beta chain, mitochondrial. Gene Ontology annotation, cellular component: methylcrotonoyl-CoA carboxylase complex; mitochondrion. Gene Ontology annotation, molecular function: methylcrotonoyl-CoA carboxylase activity. NCBI's taxonomy places the organism in Eukaryota, Metazoa, Arthropoda, Malacostraca, Amphipoda, Hyalellidae. The transcript is spliced from 11 exons. Gene Ontology annotation, biological process: L-leucine catabolic process. The record is from RefSeq and is a predicted model, not a curated record. The coding region runs from base 29 to 1711 and encodes 560 amino acids.